AUGCCAUCCAGACUGAGGAAGACCUGGAAACUCACCGGCCACGUGAGCCACGUCCACGGCUGUAUCGACAAGCACCAGAAGCAUCCAGGAGGCCGGAGUAAUGCUGGUGGCAUGCAUCAUCACAGGAUCAGCUUCAACAAAUAUCAACCAGGUUACUUUGGGAAAGUUGGUAUGAGGCAUUACCACUUAAAGAGGAACCAGAGUUUCUGCCCACCUGUCAACCUUGAUAAAUUGUGGACCUUGGUCAGUGAACAGACACAGGUAAAUGCUGCUAAAAGCAAGACUGGAGCGGCUCCAAUCAUUGAUGUGGUGCAACCGGGCUACUACAAAAUUCUAGGGAAGGGAAAGCUCCCAAAGCAGCCUGUCAUCGUGAAGGCCAAAUUAUUCAGCAGAAGAGCUGAGGAGAAGAUUAAGAGUGUCGGGGGGGGGCCUGUAUCUUAG
This is a messenger RNA of Cynocephalus volans (Philippine flying lemur), 441 nucleotides long. RefSeq names its product large ribosomal subunit protein uL15-like. The coding region runs from base 1 to 441 and encodes 146 amino acids. Lineage: Eukaryota; Metazoa; Chordata; Mammalia; Dermoptera; Cynocephalidae. Gene Ontology annotation, biological process: translation. The record is from RefSeq and is a predicted model, not a curated record. The transcript has a single exon. Gene Ontology annotation, molecular function: structural constituent of ribosome. Gene Ontology annotation, cellular component: cytosolic large ribosomal subunit; ribosome.